This is a messenger RNA of Mercenaria mercenaria, 3275 nucleotides long. RefSeq names its product sodium-dependent phosphate transport protein 2B-like. The transcript is spliced from 9 exons. The record is from RefSeq and is a predicted model, not a curated record. Lineage: Eukaryota; Metazoa; Mollusca; Bivalvia; Venerida; Veneridae. Bases 74 to 2038 code for a protein of 654 amino acids. Gene Ontology annotation, molecular function: sodium:phosphate symporter activity. Gene Ontology annotation, cellular component: membrane. Gene Ontology annotation, biological process: sodium-dependent phosphate transport.
CUAAGGAUACUCUAAAUUUUAUUUUGAUGAGAAAAAUUUCUGCUGUGAUAGCAUACUUAGGCGAAUUGCUUCAAUGGAACUUUUCGUGUUAUUUCCUGGUAUAGCGCGUACUCUUUCUGGUGUGACUGGUCUAGAUAAUCCAGCCUUUCAGAAGUCGGUUGAGGAUGACGUGUCGAUUAAUUACGAGAUUGAAGAUAUCUGGGCAUUGCCAGAAUUGAAGGUUGACUUUAAACCAUGGAACAAGCUUACCGGAGCAGAGAAAUUGAAGAGACUAUUUCUGCACUACAUUCUGAAGAUUGUUCUGCUGUUAUGUGCUUUGUACAUUUUCAUCUGCUCGCUCAGUUUCCUUGGUGAUGCUUUCAAACUGCUUGGAGGUAAAGCAGCUGGACAGGCUUUCUCAGAGAACGAGAUCUUGUCAAACCCAGUCGCUGGUUUAAUGAUCGGUGUUCUUGCCACUGUUUUGUUACAAAGUUCGAGCACCACGACGUCCAUUGUGGUCAGCAUGGUUGGAUCUGGGGAAUUACUGACGGUGAAACAAGCUAUUCCGAUCGUCAUGGGGGCCAAUAUUGGUACAUCUGUGACCAACACAAUUGUUUCACUUGGUCAGAUCACCAACAAGGACGACUUUCGGCGGGCUUUCGCUGGUGCCACAGUUCACGACGCAUUUAACUGGCUGACCGUGUUAGUUUUUCUGCCAAUAGAAAUCAUAACAGGGUACCUGGAAAGGUUAAGUGGUGCAAUUAUUGACAGUAUUCCAGAGUUCAGUGAGGACAUGAAGGACUUAAAAAGAGAUUAUCUAAAAGUCAUCACGAAUCCAUUUACCAAACUUAUUAUCCAGAUUGACAAGAACGUGAUCACGAAAAUUGCGAAAGGGGACGUGGAGUAUUUAGACAAAUCUAUCAUCAAGCAUGUCUGCUGUGACAAACUGGACAAUGGAACCAAAGUAAAUUGUCACACAUGCAAGUUCUUGUUUGAGGGGAUUUCCCAGCCAGGAAAAUGGAGCGACGCCGCGAUAGGGGCAAUUCUUCUUGUUAUCGCCCUUGCUCUACUCUGUGUUUGCCUCGUUCUCAUUGUCAAACUCCUGCAUUCCCUGCUGCGCGGACAAAUUGCACACAUUAUUCGAAAGUUCGUUAAUGCAAAUUUUCCUGGAAAAUGCGGUUAUUUCACGGGCUAUCUUGCUAUCCUCAUCGGCGCUGGACUGACGAUUCUGGUUCAGUCAAGUUCGAUCUUCACAUCAUCCAUAACACCUUUGGUUGGUAUGGGAGUGCUUAGUUUAGACAGGAUGUAUCCCCUGACCCUUGGCUCAAACAUCGGAACCACUGCCACGGGAAUUCUCGCUGCCUUCGCUCAAGAUCCAGAUAAGAUCCCAAAUUCGCUUCAAAUUGCGUUAUGUCAUCUCUUCUUCAACAUUUCCGGGAUUGUCAUCUUCUAUCCACUUCCGUUUUUCCGACCACCUAUCAACAUGGCGAAAUUCCUAGGAGUCCAAACUGCUAAGUACAGAUGGUUUGCAAUUGUCUACUUGAUCAUAGCCUUUUUGUUAUUACCAGCAGCUGGAUUUGGACUUUCAGUAGCCAGCUGGAUCGCACUUGCGGCAGUAUUUAUCCCAAUUGCGGUACUUAUUCUCAUCAUUAUGCUAAUCAAACUAAUACAAAACAAGCGUCCACAAUGUCUUCCGCCUGUGAUGCGCAACUGGAAAUGGCUUCCGGAACCACUGAGGUCGCUUGCACCAUUUGACCGUUUUUUGAUGAGUAUUACCGGAAACUGCUAUUGUUGUCGGAAAGUCGGCUGCCUGAAAGCAAUAACAGACGAUUCUGAUGAGAGGACACACAGGCGAACCAACAAAGAAUUCAGUGGAGUUAACAGUGAUUCAAACACGAAGUUGGGUGACGACUUCCAUGCUGUUAGCUAUGAUGACAGUUACGAAAAGAGUAGCAGUGAAACGAAAUUCGGUACUCAAGUAAUCGGUGACUCGAUGAAGAAUGAUAGUGGACCGAGUGUGAUAUCAUACGAUAAUGAAAUCAUCAGUACGAAAAUGUAGAUUGUUUAAAAUUUUAGCAAGAUUACGGUGAGAAUAUAAAUGAAAAAAUGAUGUCUUUGUUGGCAAACGCUCUGACCAUAAUGAGGGAGGGUAACAUAUAAAUCUUUAUAUUUGCACAACUUCUAAAGGAUCUGCUCUAACGAAAAAAUCGAUGUUAGAGAAGACUUUAAAACUGUUCUAGAAACAUUUUCGUUUAAAAGCGUUUGGCAUUAUUUGUAUGCCAGACUUCAUAGUUUGGACAUAACAGUUAGUUAAUUAACGAUUUGCAGAUCUGAGGGAAUGCAAAUAUGUUUUUUACGAAUCUCACAGACAUAGAUUUUAAUGAAUUAACUGAAAAAAAACUUCCGCAUUAUAUACACAAACCGACAGUUCAAAGAAUUCACACUAUCUUGGUGCAACAAAAGAAUUGUUAUAUAAAAGUUAACUUGUAAAUAUCUUGUGCAAUAUGGUGUUUUUAAUAACAUUAAGUGUUUAACAAGAGCUGUCCGUAAGACAGCCAAGCUCGACUAUUCGAAAUAUUGUCCCAGAAGCAGGAAAAUAUUACCCCAAAAGGUUAAAUAUCAAAAGAGUUUUAAGUUCAAAAGGGGGAAUAAUUUGACCAAAAUGCAUAUCAGUUAUGGGACUUGCUGCUAUCAACUAGUUUUAUAACCCCGAAGGCACAUGUGAAGUUUCAAUUCAAUAUCUGCAUUAGUUUUGGAGAUAGAAACUUGCAUGUAAAACUUUAACCAGAAUUUUCAAAGUCCAAAAGGGGGCAUAAUUUGCCCAAAAUACAUGCCAGAGUUAUGGGACUUGAUCCAGUGAGGUUAGUAAUUGAUCUAGAAAAAGAAAAAAUAAGUUUAAAAUCUAUAUGCCUUUUAGUAAUAGCUGUAUGUACUUGCACGCAAAACUUUAACCAGAAUUUGCUAAGUCCAAAAGGGGACAUAAUUUGGCCAAAAUGAAGGUCAGAGUUAUGGGACUUGACCCAGAGAGGUUGGUAAUUGACCUAGAAAAAGAAAAAAUAAGUUUCAAAGCUAUAUGCCUUUAAUUGAUUGCUGUAUGUACUUGCAUGCAAAAACCUAACCAAGGUGUGACGCCGACGCCGACGCCAGGGUGAGUAGAAUAGCUAGACUAUUCUUCGAAUAGUCGAGCUAAAAAUUGUUCAUCUUUUUUCUAAAAACUUCUAGCAUAUUUUUAACUUAUGUACAUAAUAUGGAUCUUUUUUUUUAUUUUUGAUAAUAAAAAUCAUUAUUAUGUGUCA